AUGUUUCCGAUGUUGUCGGUGAUGACUAAUAGCAGGUUACUAGCGCAACGAUCCAGACGUUCUGGUGGUGCCGGAUGGCCAACGGCGCUAAUUGAGACACGAGCUGAGCUUGUUGAGCAGGUUUCGCCUCAAGCGCGUGCCUCGCGAGCGACUGUCGUCAGUGCGCUCACUGCGAUUUGGAGGAUGGCGCGAAUGUGUUGGCUGACUUUGGGGGCCUUUUUGGCCGCGAACGUCGCCCGGGCUUCGUCUUCGAUGCCCAGUCAGGAAUUGGAGUUCACCUUCUUGUUGCCGGCGGGCAGCAAAGAGUGCUUCUACCAGACCGUAGACGAGGGCAACAUCCUGGAAUUUGAAUACCAAGUGAUUGGCGAGUCGAAUCUGGACGUGAGCUUCGUCAUGAUUUCACCCAGCGGCUGGCGAGAGUUUGACGACAGCAGGAGAGGUCACGCCACCCACAAGCUGGAGCGCACCGAUCAAGGCGACUACCAGCUGUGCUUUGACAACAGCUUCAGUAAGGUGAAGGAGAAAAUGUUGUUCUUCACGCUGCUCAUCAGCAACCCCAACAGCACGGCACAAGACGAGGGCAUCGUGGGCAACGCCACCACCGGCCAAACCUUGGAGUACAAGCUGGCGGACUUCAUGACGCGUGUGAAUGCGUUGCACGUGAAAAUCCAAAGGGCCCGCGUGAUCCAGCUCAUGUUGAGGACCUUCGACACACGGGACCAGCGCCUGCAGGACAACAACCUGUGGAGGGUCAGCUUCGGGUCGUGCAUCAGCGUCGUCGUCAUCCUGGGCGUGGCCAACGCGCAGGUUCGCAUUCUCGAGUCGCUCUUUCCCGAGAGCUAGGACUGCUCGCGUCGCCCGCCGGGGGCGCCGUAGGGAGGGGGCAGCGCUGGCCAAUGAGAAGCUGAGCGUGCUUGUACCUCAAAUCCACUUUUUUUUUUUUUUUUUUUUUUUUUUAUAAAAUAAGGCGUAAUGUUAUUGGAUGGAAUUUUGUUGUUUUGUUUCCACACCAUCUGAGAACAAUAUGAGGGCGGGGAGGGUGUCUUAAAAUAUCAGAAUAAAAAAAUCAAAUAAAGAAAAAAACCACGAGAGUAAUGUAAUAUUAUUAUGAGAAAAAACAUCAAAAUCAUACAAUAUUAAAGUUACAAUGCUAUGGGGCAAAAAAAUUUACUUUUUGAACACAAAUUGUACUAUUGAGAGAAAAAGUCAUAUUUCAAGGAAAAAAAUACAUUUUAAGAAAAUAAUGUGGUAAUAUUGUGACCCCACAAAUCUCUACAAAAUCUUAUGAGAAAAAGUAAGAUUACCAGGAAAAAAAAAUGUGUCAUGAUGCUGCAGGAAAAAAAAUGGACCUUUACUGACGAGUUGAAUUCCAUUUGAGACGAUGUUUGUUUAUCAAAGCAACUUUUCCUUUCUGAUUUGAAUGGAAAUUCCAUUUAUUCAUUCCAGCUCCCAAAAACAAAAACUCUGUGUAACGUGUCUUUUAACAAAAAUAAACAAACAAACAAAAAUUCUGUAUAUAACACACAGUAAUAACAUAAAAAUAAAUGAAUGUAAAGAAAUAAAAGUUUUUAUUUAC
Phyllopteryx taeniolatus (common seadragon) is the source of this 1576-nucleotide messenger RNA. Its product is annotated as transmembrane emp24 domain-containing protein 1-like. Gene Ontology annotation, cellular component: COPII-coated ER to Golgi transport vesicle; Golgi apparatus; endoplasmic reticulum. Gene Ontology annotation, biological process: endoplasmic reticulum to Golgi vesicle-mediated transport; intracellular protein transport; Golgi organization. The coding region runs from base 1 to 843 and encodes 280 amino acids. The transcript is spliced from 4 exons. The record is from RefSeq and is a predicted model, not a curated record. Lineage: Eukaryota; Metazoa; Chordata; Actinopteri; Syngnathiformes; Syngnathidae.